Messenger RNA from Symbiodinium pilosum, 188 nucleotides. NCBI's taxonomy places the organism in Eukaryota, Dinophyceae, Suessiales, Symbiodiniaceae. The record is from the annotation of a GenBank genome assembly.
GUUUGGGCGUCUUCAUGCUCUGCAACGCCAAGUGCCCGGGUGGUAUCAAGGGCGCAGGGAUUCUAGGUGGCACGCUGAGCGCAUUAAACCCAUUGACGCUCCUGUCCAAGAAGGAUGAAGAGGACGAGAAGGAGGCGUCUGAAGAUCCUGACCCACAGAAAAAGAUGUUUAAGCAAGUAGACUUCAUA